AUGCUACCGUCAAGCCGAAGCAACCCGAAGCGUAGGCGACUGGAAAGCAGUGAAUCUGGGGAGAGUGCCAGCAUUGGAUAUGCUUAUCACUACAGCGGGGGUUGGCCACACUACCCAAGGCCAGUUGCCCCUGUGGCAGUUCCUGCACCGAACGAAAACUCGUUUUCCAGUCCGUCGACUGCUCUAUCUUCCUUCUCUUUGGAAGAAUCAUCGCUAGAGGUAUAUUCGCAGUCCACGGCAACCGCCACAUUUGCAACAACUUGCCUUCCAGCCUCAGGGGCUUUACCAACCUCACGACCGUUAUCGACGCCGUCAUUUUGGUCGGAGGUCUUGUGUGAAAGUUCUACUAGCGAAUGUCCUCAAAGCUCCGAGGCUUGGCACCAUGACCCGGUCAGGCCGGUCCAUGGCCCACAAGAGGUAGUUUGUUUUGGCGAAGUUUCCGGCAUACCCGCAAGAUUUGACCGUAAUUCACCUUGGAGCAAUGUUACGCCAUCCUCCUACCUUCGAGUCAGUCUCGACUCAUCGUUCCGAUUUUCUGGAAAGGCCGGUAACCAGGAUUUUUCCGGGACAAUUGUUACAGGCACUACCAAGAACAACACCCGCGACUGGACAGUGUUGACGGAUGCUUUGCUCGAGGAAUCCGGCAUUGAGCUUAGUGUGAUCUGUUCUAAAGACCUAUAUUCCCCCUCUUCAGAUGUGCAACACAAGGCUUUUAAGGAAUCCAGGAAAGCACUCGACUGCACACUGUCCAUCACCAUGUUUGGUCCUCUUGAGUUGUUUGAGGAGAUUGGGAGCUUCUUUCAAGAGCACAACGUCUAUUUGCAGGAUCCACUGCAAUACCUGAAAAGAUGCGUUUGGACAUCUGACCUAGGAAGAACAACGACACAACUAGUCGAGCUCACCGGCACUGUACCAACUCCAGAGCUUUUGGAUGCUAUAACAUUUACCCAAGAUCUUCCAGAAGCAAACCAACCUCGAGGAAUUCGAACAGCCUUGGCAACGCAUCAGCGACAAGCUUUAACAUUCAUGCAAAGGAGAGAAGAGGGAUGGGCACUUAACGGCGAACGUCCAGAUGUCUGGGAGUAUGUGGAGAGUCGGACGAGAGACGGAAGCUUCGUGAAUCGGAUUUCUGGCUGGCGUCAGGACGAGGAACCAGAGAAUUUUUAUGGCGGUAUAAUCGCCGAUCCGAUGGGCUUGGGGAAAACGCUGACAAUGAUUGCUCUGACGGCGAGUGAUCUGAUGUGUGCCUCACUUGCCCCUGGGUUGGCCUACACUACUCCUCGAGGGGGAACUGAGAUGCCGCCGGCCGGUCAGACACUAGUGGUUGUUCCACCACCACUUCUUGGUACAUGGGAAGAGCAGCUAGAAGAGCACGUAGAACCCGGAGCCUUUUCAUGGUGCCGACAUCACGGAAACGACAGGCUUACCACAAUGAAAGACGCUCAUAAACCCACCCUUGUUCUUACAACAUAUCAUACUGUUUCAGCCGAGUGGAAGAAUGCGGGUGAUCCUGCCCGUUCUGGCAUCUUCUCCAGGCGUUGGCGAAGGAUCAUCUUGGAUGAAGCUCAUUUUAUCCGAAACCACAAUUCUCAAACGGCACAUGCUAUUUGUGCCCUUGACGGGGUAUCUCGCUGGGCCAUCACGGGAACUCCCAUUCAGAACAAGCUCUCCGACCUAGCGGCCUUGCUAAAGUUCUUGAGGAUCUAUCCAUAUAGUGACAAGAGAUGCUUUGACGCUGACAUCACGCAUCUUUGGAAGAAUGGUCAAACCGAGGAAGCACUAAAGCGCCUGAAGCGCUUAGCGGGUUGCUUAAUUUUGAGGCGACCUAGAACCACCAUCCAGCUGCCGGCAAGACGCGAUCUUCAGUGCCCGGUGGAAUUCUUUCCAACUGAGCGAGAGCUGUAUCAGGAGAUCCGCACGAAAACCAUUCAGCGCCUUGAUGAGCUAUUGUACGCAGAUAAUACUGACGCCGUACGCUCACCCACGUACGUCAAUGUUCUCCAGCAGAUUGAGGCCAUGCGGAUGGUAUGCAAUCUUGGAUUGUAUUACGCCUCACGCCAUGACUCCGAGGCUGAGGAUAUAUCAUCCAUAAACCCACCAGUCGAUACCGCCUGGAACAGUGCAAUGGCCCAACGAGCACUUAGCCUUCGGCUGGGAAUGGACCCGAUGCGUUGUAAGGACUGCGAAGUCUCAGUCGACGAUAGUGUCAGUCUUUUAGGCUAUGCUUCUGGGGCACAGAAGUUGCAACAGCCUCUCUUGUCACAAUGUAUGAAGUUCGUAUGUUCGGAAUGUGUUUCCAAACGAAGAGGCGAACCGCCCAUUUGCGAUCAUAACCCAGUAUGUCCAUUCGCCCCGGUAUCCCUAAAUGCCAUCACCGCGGAGGAAUCAUCGGAGCCAGCCAAAACACCACUGGAUGGGAAGAACUUAAUGCCGCUCGAGAUGCCCUCAAAGGUCAAGUCGCUCAUUUUGCAGCUCAAGAACCUGCCCUAUGACACCAAAAGCGUCGUAUUCUCAACGUGGAGGACCACACUCGAUGUUAUUGAAGCCGGACUCAAGACCGAAGCGAUACCAUGCCUUCGCUUCGAUGGCGAAGUUCCCCAGAAAGAGCGACAAAAUGUCAUCAACCGGUUCCGACGUGAUCCAUCCUGCAGAGUCCUGCUGCUGACACUUUCUUGCGGAGCCGUCGGACUUACACUAACUGUCGCCUCAUACGCCUUCCUCAUGGAACCACACUGGAAUCCAACUCUUGAGGAGCAAGCUCUGGCGCGAAUUCACAGAAUGGGCCAGACACGAGAAGUCACCACCGUUCGGUUUUACGUCAGGGAUUCGUUCGAGGAGAGAGUCAUGGAAGUGCAAGAAAAGAAAAAGCAACUGGCCACGGUACUGCUAGCACCUCACGGCCAAGAUGAAGAGGAGGAUGUGGGAUCUCUACAGGUGAGUUUGACAGCAAGCCGUUCCCUGUAA
This is a messenger RNA of Neurospora tetraspora, 2964 nucleotides long. RefSeq names its product SNF2 family N-terminal domain-containing protein. Bases 1 to 2964 code for a protein of 987 amino acids. Gene Ontology annotation, biological process: DNA repair. NCBI's taxonomy places the organism in Eukaryota, Fungi, Ascomycota, Sordariomycetes, Sordariales, Sordariaceae. Gene Ontology annotation, cellular component: nucleus. The transcript is spliced from 12 exons. Gene Ontology annotation, molecular function: ATP binding; ATP-dependent chromatin remodeler activity. The record is from RefSeq and is a predicted model, not a curated record.